This is a messenger RNA of Lacerta agilis (Sand lizard), 1437 nucleotides long. RefSeq names its product double PHD fingers 1 (gene DPF1). The record is from RefSeq and is a predicted model, not a curated record. Gene Ontology annotation, biological process: nervous system development. NCBI's taxonomy places the organism in Eukaryota, Metazoa, Chordata, Lepidosauria, Squamata, Lacertidae. The transcript is spliced from 12 exons. Gene Ontology annotation, cellular component: nBAF complex. Bases 246 to 1412 code for a protein of 388 amino acids.
GUGCAACCCUGGGACUACAUUCCCCAUGGUGCACCGGGGCUCAAAGGAGCUGGGCUGUGAUUGGGCCCCCCCUUCCUGCAGGCUGCUGGAGAAUGAAUAAAAUUGUACAGUAUAUUCUGAUGUGAGAGGUUUAAAAAAAAAAAAACCAAAAGAAAGAAAGAAAGAAAAGGAGAGAAAAAAAAAUUCUCUCUGCUCCUCCAACCCGCCAGCCCUGGAAAGCAGAGACACCUCCGCACCCUCCCAAAAUGGCUACAGCUGUGCACAAGCCUAUCAAAUGUUUAGGCGAAGAUUUCUACCGGGAAGCCAUUGAGCACUGCCGCAGCUACAAUGCCCGGCUAUGCGCAGAGCGGAGCAUGCGCCUGCCUUUCCUCGACUCGCAGACGGGGGUCGCCCAGAACAACUGCUACAUCUGGAUGGAGAAGACUCACCGGGGACCAGGGCUGGCUCCGGGCCAGAUCUACACUUACCCAGCUCGCUGUUGGCGGAAGAAGCGGAGGCUCAACAUCCUGGAGGAUCCUCGCCUGCGGCCUUGUGAGUUCAAGAUUGACUGUGAGCCCCCCUUGAAGAAGGAGGGGGGGCUUCCCGAAGGUCCCGUCCUGGAAGCCUUGUUGUGCGCCGAGACGGGAGACAAGAAGCCGGAGCUGAAGGAGGAAGAGCUCAUGCUAGACUGUCCGAAGGCGCCGAUUGGGGAAUUUCUCCACGACUUGGAUACGGAUGACCUGGAAGACGACGUCCCUCGCCGGAAGAACAAGGCCAAGAGCAAGGCCUACGGCAUCGGGGGUCUGCGGAAGAGGCAGGACGCGGCGCUGCUGGAGGACCGAGACAAGCCCUAUGUCUGCGACAUCUGUGGGAAGCGCUACAAGAACCGCCCGGGACUGAGCUACCACUACACACACACGCACCUGGCAGAGGAGGAGGGCGAGGAGGGGCCUGAACGCCACACCCUCCCCUUCCAUCGCAAGAACAACCACAAACAGUUUUACAAAGAGCUGAACUGGGUCCCCGAGAACCAGCGCAGGCACACAGCUAAGAAAGCACCGGACGGCACAGUCAUACCAAACGGUUAUUGUGAUUUCUGUCUAGGCGGCUCCAAGAAGACCGGCUGCCCCGAGGAUCUCAUCUCCUGCGCGGAUUGUGGCCGUUCAGGGCACCCAUCCUGCCUGCAGUUCACCGUCAACAUGACAGCUGCCGUGCGGACUUACCGGUGGCAGUGCAUCGAGUGCAAGAGCUGCAGCCUUUGCGGCACCUCCGAGAACGACGACCAGCUGCUGUUCUGCGACGACUGCGACCGGGGCUACCACAUGUACUGCCUGAGCCCACCCAUGGCUGAGCCCCCCGAAGGAACCUGGAGCUGCCACCUGUGCUUGCGGCAGCUGAAGGAGAAAGCGUCUGCCUACAUCACCCUGACCUAGGCUGGGGGGCCCGUUGCCCACCCCC